CUUUAAAAAUGCUUAAACGUUACAUAUUAACUCAAACUCCUCCUGCACUAACAGACAAAGAAACCCCUGUUUAAAGACAAGGAGAAGCGUACUGGAAGCGCGCCUGAACUUCUUUUAUAAGCGAGAUUUCACCACAGAAUCCAUCAUGAAGAAACUGCUUGUGGAUGUUGAUUGUGGAGUGGAUGAUGCUCAGGCUAUUAUGAUGGCAUUGGCAGUGCCAGACGUGCAGAUCCUGGGCAUCACCUGUGUUCAUGGAAACACUAAAAUAGAUAAUGUCUGCAAAAAUGUUCUGCGUGUCCUGGAUGUUUGUAAGCAGCUGGAGAUUCCUGUAUUUCGUGGAGCAGCUAAAUCACUCUUGGGUCAGAUCACCAGUGCUGGACACUUCCAUGGGACAGAUGGACUUGGAGAUGCCCCAGAUCCCAAUGCUCCUGGUUUGGACCUCAUUCAGGCAGAAGGAGCAGUAUCAGCCAUGAUUCGAAUAGUCAAUGAAAAUCCUGGGGAGGUAUCUCUAGUGGCCACGGCUCCACUGACGAAUCUGGCAUUGGCGGUGAAACUUGACCCCACAUUCCCCCAGAAACUCAAGGGCCUUUACAUUAUGGGCGGCAACACAGAUUCUCGUGGCAACACCACCAUGUGUGGAGAAUACAACUUCGCAGCUGAUCCUGAAGCAGCUUACAUCGUUCUAAAUGAAUUCCUUUGCCCAAUUUACGUUGCAACCUGGGAGUUUACCUGUCGAAGUAAAAUACCCUGGGACUUCUGUGAUGGCUGGCUGGCCCAGGACACAGAUAAAGCUCGGUUCAUGAAAAAGAUCUUUAAGCACAGCAUGGAGUCCAGCCACAGUGAGAGAGUGGAGAAGGAGCUGGUGUCAGGACAGGGAUUCAUCUCCUGUGAUUCGUAUGCCAUGGCAGCAGCCAUAGAUGACAAAUAUCUCAUUGAAACUGACCACAAAGCUGUAACAGUAGAGCUUGCAGGCAACUGUUGCAGAGGAAUGAUGGUUGUAGAUCAUCUUGAACUUCUGCAGAAAACUCACAAAGUCCACAUCAUAAAGAAGGUGGACUUGGAGAGAUUUAAAGUGCUCAUGAUGAAUGCUUUAAAAUAAUUUAUCCAUAAUUUCAUUUUAUGAAUGUAUUUGUAUAAUCAUCUUUGGAGAUGGUCUAGUCCAGGGUGGGCAACUUCGGUCCUGGAGGGCCGGUGUCCUGUAGAGUUUAGCUCCAACUUUCCUCAGCACACCUGCCUAAAAGUUUGUAGUAUAGGUGUGUUCGACUUCAUGGGGCACUGCGCAGACCGAUCGGCGGCUGACUUGAAGCAGUGGAUGCCGGUUAGUAAUUUUGCCGCUGAAGGCACGUGACUGUGUCAUAUGGCUUUAUUGUACCGCGAGAGCGAUUCGAGAUCAGCCGCCUGAGGCCCGGAAUACACUGCAGGAUUUUUGCCCUCCUAUAAAAUCAUUACCUUAUCACACUGUGCGACAUGUUGUAGCAGCAAACACACUGUGCGCUGAUCAUGCUGAAUUUCUGACACUGUCAGAAAACUAUCGUAGGCUAUCUUUGGACGCAAGACCGGGAUAACGGCUGUCUUUGAACCUCUGUCGUUGUACGACAUGGGACCACCGAUGAAGAGCCACAAUCACAGAAAUCGCGACGAUUGUUUCACGAUGCAAACUUUCGUCUGGGACAGCCAAUAAUCUUGGAGUGUAUCCCGGGCUUUAGACCUUAAUUAGCUGCUUCAGGUGUGUUUAAUUAUGGUUGGAGCUAAACUCUGCAGGACCCCGGCCCUCCAGGGAGUUGCCCAUCCCUGGUCUAGUGCAUUAAUGACUCUACUUCAUUAAAAUAUUUCAAAUCA
Molecule: messenger RNA, 1839 nt
Organism: Misgurnus anguillicaudatus (oriental weatherfish)
Lineage: Eukaryota; Metazoa; Chordata; Actinopteri; Cypriniformes; Cobitidae
Product: nucleoside hydrolase
Molecular function (GO): hydrolase activity, hydrolyzing N-glycosyl compounds
Source: RefSeq, a predicted model, not a curated record